GCAGCCACAUCCACGCAAAUAGAAGAGCUCUCUCCUCUCCUCCCCUUGCCUUUCCUCUCCUCCACUACAGAGUUCUCUGCAAGACUCUGCAGUCAUAAAGCAGCAACUUUACAGUUUAGGAACUUCCCGGUCUCCACAGAUACCAUGAACAAGGCAGUGUCUCCCGAUUGCUCACUGUGGGUAAAGCUUAUGACAGUUACUGUCACCAUUGGUUUCUUCCUCGUGUCCACUUGCAGUGCUCAGCGGGCUUUGUUCAGGACAGAAUCACAAAGUCCACUCGAAAUGCUGGUGAAAGAAAGAGUGAAGCGAGCUGUUUGCCCACAGGGUAUCAUAACACCCCAGAUGACUACUCAAUUAUUGCUGCCCAUCAGAUACCCCGCUGCCGAUUUAGACCCAUGUUUGAGUGAUGAAGUCCUGGCGAACAACCUCACCCAACUUGGAAACUUGGCCUUUAACGUAGACCAGCUUCUGGUUCUGAAGAGCAGGCUGACCCAGUUAUAUCCCAGUGGGCUGCCACAAGAACAGCUUAAACAGUUGGGCUAUAUAAUAACUGUAUAUGGCCCAGGGGAUGUCAGCAGGUGGAAUAUAACGGAUCCAGACAUUCUUGCAUCUGUAUUACAGAACAGCCCCACUCCGAACCUGACCAAUAUAAUUGUUUCAAACUAUUUGCGAGAACCUGGGGUGCUCAACACAGCUGCACUAAAUGCAAUCGGUGGUAAACUGCUGUGCACUGCCAGCGAAGAGAAACUCAGAACCAUCCUCCCCACUGACCUCAAGAAUACCAACCCACUCAAUAUCUCCACGUGCACCCAGCUGAAGAAAGACAUCCUUUAUGGCAUCGCAAAGGAUGCUUUCGAGGACAGAUCAGGGAACCUCAGCGCCAAUUACAGGCAGAUUAAUUCGUAUCUGGGUGGUGCACCAGCAAUUGAUUUACAGCGUUUAGCUGCAGCAAAUGUCAACAUGGACAUUGAGACAUUUUUGAAUCUCAACCCAGUCGAAGUGGUUAAACUCUCUGCUCAGGAAGUGCGGGACUUACUUGGAGUAAACCUUCCCAAACUGAAAGAGAAUGAAUCUGACCCAUUAGUGCAGGCCUGGAUUAGAACCCACAGCCAAGCAGAUGUGCGGAGCCUGGGAGUCGGGCUGAGUGGAGGAAGGCCAUCAGAACAAGAAUUUGAACUUGGCCAUUUUGAUUUUGCAGAAGGCCACAAUUCAGCUUCCAGCAACCACUUGGGUCUCCAGUGUUCUUUCCUCGUUGGUGUGAUAAUCAUUGCAAUACAGAGAGUGCUGUAAAGUGGACACAGCCAAGCAAUGCUUUCAGCUGUUUUACAUCUAGAAGCAAAUAUCUAACCUCCUGACUAUCAAGAACUUGGUGUUGCAAGUUAAUGUUUGAUGAAAGUUAACUUUGAAUUAAUGUAAUUGUUAGCACUAUGACUGAAUCCUGUUUAUAACAAUGUUAUUUAGACUGGCAAGACAAGUGAGAUUCCUACACUGAGUUGCUAAUAAACGUAAAUUGCUCUUAUAUUAGGAGAUUGGCCUUUUCCGGUUGUUGUUAAAGAUCCUAAUACACAACAAGGGAAAAGGGAGGUUGUGGUUAACAGUCUCCAGAGAGAUUGGUCAUUCACUUCAUGGCUAUUUGUGGGCCCUCCCUAUGUGCAAACUAGCAUUUGCCUACAAAAACAGUCAUUGCGCUCAACAGUAAUUACCUAAAAAGCACUUUGAUAUAUCUAGACAUUAUAGAUGUGAUAGCAAAUACAAGGAAUAUUAUAUUAUUAUUGUUAUUAUUAUUAUCUACAGGGCAGAUUUCUCCUGAUAAUCCUGAAGUCAAAUCCUGUCCAUCUUAUGCGUGUUUAUGUUUUGUGGAGCGAUGAUAUGAAAUUGUAUUUAAAGUUAAAUUUAUAGGUGAGAGGAUUAUUGCUCACAUGGUUUAGAAUGUAUACAAGCAAAUGCUGACAUUGACACUUAUUUAAAUUAUACUUUUACCUUCAUUCACUCCCUUGCAGGUGAUUUGUGAAUAAAAAAUGUGUUAGUAAGGCAAAGUAUGGGACAGCUGUUCUUACAGUAUAAUUGCUGAAGAUGUUAACCCCAGAGAAGAUCGAUUUCAAGAUCCUCGCCCUUGUGUUCAAGUCCCUCCACUCCUCUGG
Molecule: messenger RNA, 2141 nt
Organism: Callorhinchus milii (elephant shark)
Lineage: Eukaryota; Metazoa; Chordata; Chondrichthyes; Chimaeriformes; Callorhinchidae
Product: mesothelin-like protein
Exons: 11
Coding region: 145-1290 (381 amino acids)
Biological process (GO): cell-matrix adhesion
Cellular component (GO): cell surface
Source: RefSeq, a predicted model, not a curated record